This is a messenger RNA of Medicago truncatula (barrel medic), 1126 nucleotides long. RefSeq names its product oxygen-evolving enhancer protein 2, chloroplastic. The coding region runs from base 175 to 984 and encodes 269 amino acids. Gene Ontology annotation, biological process: photosynthesis. Lineage: Eukaryota; Viridiplantae; Streptophyta; Magnoliopsida; Fabales; Fabaceae. Gene Ontology annotation, cellular component: extrinsic component of membrane; photosystem II; photosystem II oxygen evolving complex. Gene Ontology annotation, molecular function: calcium ion binding. The transcript is spliced from 5 exons. The record is from RefSeq and is a predicted model, not a curated record.
UCAUUGUCACACAACAAAACAAAACAAAACAUUGUAACAUACUCGAACAUUCUAAACUACUAAAUUCCAACUCUCCAAAACUUACCUUAAAUUAAUUGCUAGCUACCAUAGAGUUUUGAUUAACAGAACAAACAAGGAGAGUGAGAGGUAUAGUUAGCUAGCUGCUCAAAUUCAAUGGCUUCUUCAACUCAAUGUUUCUUGUCCCACCUUGCACUUUCUACCCCUACUACAAGUACUAGGUUUUCAUCACAACGCCAAGUAGUAAACGUACGCAGCAAGGCAAAGCAGUUUUUGGUUUGUAAGGCUAAGAAGCAAGCAAUACAAGAGGAUGAUGGCAACAACAUCAUAGUCUCUCGCAGGUUAGCUCUCACUGUGCUUAUUGGUGGUGCUGUUGUUGGUUCCAAAGUCUCACCUGCUGAUGCAGCCUAUGGUCAAUCUGCCAAUGUGUUUGGAAAACCGAAGACAAACACAGACUUCCUACCAUAUGAUGGAGAUGGAUUCAAAUUAUCAGUUCCCUCAAAGUGGAACCCUAGCAAAGAGGUGGAAUACACAGGUCAGGUUCUUAGAUAUGAGGACAACUUCGACACAACCAGCAAUGUCGUUGUUACUGUGACUCCAACUGAUAAGAAAGCCAUCACUGAUUAUGGUUCACCUGAGGAAUUCCUCUCUCAGGUGAAUUAUUUACUAGGAAAGCAGGCCUUCUUCGGCGAAACGCUAUCUGAGGGUGGUUUCGAUCCGAAUGCUGUAGCUACAGCAAACAUCCUUGAAACUUCAACGCCUGUGAUUGAUGGGAAAAAGUACUAUGUUUUGUCUGUGUUGACAAGAACUGCUGAUGGAGAUGAAGGUGGCAAGCAUCAGAUAAUUAGAGCAACUGUGAAAGAUGGAAAAUUAUACAUUUGCAAAGCUCAAGCUGGAGACAAGAGGUGGUUUAAAGGAGCAAGAAGAUUUGUGGAGAGUACAGCAAAUUCUUUCAGUGUUGCUUAAGAACUUAAUAGAGGGUUAUAAAUUAUAUUACAUGUAGUGCAUGUAAAUCAACUUCAAGUGCUAUGUAUUUUUGACUUUUCUAGAGUCCCUUUCAGUGUUGCUUAAGAACUUAAUAGAUGGUUAUAAUUCUAAUCAUAUUACG